AUGGCGUCGUUGUUCCAUCUCGGAUUCACCUUGCAACGGAAGUUCUUGGAGCGCUAUUUCAUCUUCUUCGACUCGGUGGACUACUUCAAUCUGUUCAACACUUUUGGGACUCUGUUCGCCAUGCACUAUGAUGCGAAAGGGCUUCGGAAACUGCUCUGGACAGCCUACAGGACGCUGUACGUGCUCUCCUAUCUGUCCUACUGGUACAAAGCUGGCUGGAUGUUCAACCACUGGGAGUACAACACGGCUUCGGCGAACGUUCUCGGCGCGCUGGGGCUUUGCAGCGGAGCCUUCCUUAGAAUGAUUCUAUUCGAGCAUCACUAUCCUGACCUCAAGCAGUUACAGCGAUUCCUUAACGAUCGGACAUACCAGGGUAGCGAUCCGUCCUGGGCCAGAGAGCGCCGAUCCAGGUUGUAUCGCCAUAACAAUCGGUUCCUAGUGCUACUAGUCUCCGCCAUCGUGCUGGAGUCGCUCUGCUUUUUAGCACGGCUUCUGCUGACUCGCCGGGAGUUCAUGCUGCAGUACAACGGGGAGGUUGUGGGAGGAUCGCUGUUGCAGAUUGUGUACGGAACGGUAACGGCGGGCUGGGGUAUCGUGUACGUGCUGUCGUUCAUCGUAUUCUACAUGCUCAUAGAGGGCUUUCGCUUGGAGAUGGAGAUUCUGGUGCAUUCUUUUCAGCAACUUGAGGAUUCGCUGUUGAUCAAACACGGAGAGUUUAUCCGUACGGGGUUACCCAUGGGUGAGGGGAACGAACUGGCGUUUUGGAGUGACCUCAAACACAGACUAAAUGAACGAAUUAGGCGACACGUGGAGUUAUUACAAAACCUCCGUAAACUCCGCUCGAUCGUCGCUCCGUUCGCGUUCCUACAGUACUACAGCACCUUCGGGUUGAUAGCGGACUCGUUCUUCAUCGUGUCUUUCGAGGGAUUCUCUGGCUACAGCAUGGCCUACGUCCUGUUCGCCUCCUUUCUUAUCCUGGAGUCGUUCCUCCUAAGCCGAGGUGUAGAGCACUUAACCGAGUUGAACCUUCAGAUUGGAACAGCUCUGUAUGAGUUCGAUUGGCCGCAGCUGUUGCGCUACUCGACUCGCUUUCGCCGAGAGUACAAUGGCAUCCGACGUACCAUGUUGCUGACGAUUGUGCAGUCACAACGUUCACUUAAGUUCAACUACGGAGCGCAGGAGCAAAUUUCAAUGAACAGUUUCGCGGAGCUGAUGCAGAAAAGUUACUCCAUGCUGACGUUCAUGCUUCAGCUUGGCCGCUAG
Anopheles coustani is the source of this 1263-nucleotide messenger RNA. RefSeq lists its product as uncharacterized. NCBI's taxonomy places the organism in Eukaryota, Metazoa, Arthropoda, Insecta, Diptera, Culicidae. The record is from RefSeq and is a predicted model, not a curated record. Gene Ontology annotation, biological process: detection of chemical stimulus involved in sensory perception of smell; sensory perception of smell. Bases 1 to 1263 code for a protein of 420 amino acids. The transcript has 3 exons. Gene Ontology annotation, cellular component: plasma membrane. Gene Ontology annotation, molecular function: odorant binding; olfactory receptor activity.